CUUACGGAAAUGUGAAAGAGUGAGACGCGACUCGCGGCAAUGAAACUCGAAGCCACAAUCCAUCGGCUAAACUCUAGAGUGCGACAGAGAUGAAGAGCGACCAAGUUAAUCCAGACUAAAAUUACAAGAGUAAAAGAGACGGUGAAAUUCUAUUACGGAAAUAACAUCGGAGUUAUAACAAGAGGAAUAAAGAAGAAUAUAGGAAAGUAUAGAGACCCAAAUAGACGAGGGCCAGUUAUAACGGAUCGCGCGGAGAAGAGAAGGAUAGAGAAAAAUAGUAAAGGUCUGAAUACCCUCCGGGCAGGUACGAAGCAAGGACGAUGUGGUCGUUCAAUUCCACUUGGGACAAAAAGAGACGUAGGAUAUUGAAAAAGGAUCAAGAUUUGCCGAGCAAAGAAACACAUCGCACUGGCAUAAUUACGCAUUGAAAAAUUCUCGAGAGAUACAUAUGAAUAUUUGAAGUCCGUGGGAGUAUUGUAAUUUUACUUUCGAUCUAAAAUAUAGAUCAAACGUGAGACAAUGCUGAUCACUGAUUUGAAUAAAAAGAAACUCAUAUCAUGAUUUAUUCCAUUUUUCAUUCAAUAUCCGUACGAUUUUCGACUCGACUUUUAUUUUUGGAUAGUAAAACAGUACAAGCGCCCUGGUCUCGCGUAGAAUUUAUAAUUAAAUUGAUUUGUUUUAGAUAACGCGAUGUGAUAUGGAAAGUACAUCACCUUGACCCCUGAAUAAAUCUUUAAUGACGUCAGGUUAAAAUCAACAAAUAUUUGAUGAGAAAAAUGUUAUUUUUCUCCUUUACUCGUUUUCAAAAUAAAUUCAGAGAAUUUCAAUCAACGUGAAAAUAAAAUGAGGCCAUUAUAAAUUUUCCCGAAUACAAUUAACCUAUUGACAGUCCACGAGUGUCUCAUUAUCGGAUGAAUUACGAGUAUUAUAAUUGCAGUAUAUAUAAACAAAAUAUACAACAGAAUAUAAUAUAAUAUUCGUCAUAUCUACCGCGCAACGGAUGUUACGGUUUCUCAACAUCUUUUUGAUAAGAGUUUCCUACUUUACUCAUAAAACUGGUAAUAUUAAAAAUUAUAGUUACAACUUCUGCGAAAAAUUUUCUCAGACGGUCGCUAAUAUGGGUCACGAGAAGUUUCGAGGGGUUAUCAUGUAACUGCUGAAUUUCCCUAUAAAAUGAAUAAGAUAAUAUAAUAAACGUAUUGAUGCAUAUCUGCACGUUAUAUAUUCCAUUGUAAAGAAAAAAAUCACCGCUUCGUGACGAAUAAAAUUAUUAUUCGCCAAAUUUGAAUGUAACAAACUUCAUGACGUUUUUUUUUUCCUUUUUUUUCGUGUUAUCAAAGAAAACGCUACGAAAGCACGAAGUAAAAAAAAAAAAUAAAAAAAAAUGGCGAUAAGGUUCAAGCCGGGUUAUGUGAUUCGAUUAAAACAACCCUAAAAAUCAGCCGGUGUAAAACAUUCGAUAACGAGCCUCAACUAAACGAUUAUCCUGACACCGUCAAAAAAAAAAAGGGUCUCACAGAUCGGUUGCAGAUUUCACACCGUUCGUUAAGGGUCGUUGAAUCGCAGAUCCUCUAUAUAUAUCAUUCUUCAACCUCGAUUUCGGUAUUCCAAGUUUGUAAAAACGAGAGAAAAAAAUUACAUAAAAAUAAGAGAGAAAAGACCAUCAGAAUACACACGGAAAACGGAAACGUCCGGCUUCCUUGUGUACCUUAUUUCAUUUCAUUUCAUAUUUUGCGUUCCCUUUUUUUUUGAAGUAACAUUAUUUAGAGCGCCACCGCGUUUCGCGUGCUUGCGCCCUUCGCAUCCCUUCUUAGCCUGUGCGCGACGACCGCAUCUAAAUAACAAAGGGUGCUGCUUGUUGUGUAUAAAAAAUGCAAGGGAAAUAAAUAUGCUACGUGUACAUACAUACACAUACUUUAUAUCUGGUUUAUAUUUGUAUCAGGUAUAUCGUGUGUGAGGGUGAGCAUCGUCCCUGCAGUUUUUUUUUGCACCGUAAAAAUAUAUUUGUCCUGGUGAAAAAAAAUUCACGAAUCACAGCAAAAGCGUGGGAAAAUUCUUUAUGCAUGAUUCGAAAUUCGAAAUUAUAAAAAAAAAAAAAAAAAAAAAACAGAUUUCAAAUAUCUCCCUACGACUUCACCGAUAACAUUGAAUUAUUCAAUAUUUUUUUUCAUUCCAAAUGUUCUUUUGUUUUCUCUACAAAGGCCGAUGAAAAAAGCAAAAAUUCAAACAUGAUUACGAAAGUUCGCGAAGUGAAAAGUUGUCGUCUUUAUUUUGUCCGAAGAAAAAUUUUCAAUUCUCCACGGUUCAUGUCUAUCAUGAGAACGGUACGGAAUUAUUUUUUACAAAAGUGUUGGCAGUGGGUUGAAUAUAUAGCCGUAGGUUGAGAGUUUGGUUUUGUUAGAAGUCGCGAUGUUUUAUGCCGGGUAAAAGUUUUUUUUCUUCUCGUCUUUUCUUUUUUUCUUCAUACUUUUCGUUACUCAGCCGCACGCUUUUCACUUUGCGCUUAGAGUUUUACGGCGUCGAACGGUAACACCCACCAGUAGCAACAGCUUGAGCAAUAUUUUUAUGGCACAACAGCUCGGAUUCUUAAGCAUGGCGUAGAAUUCGAAAAAGACAUCGGAGAAUGUGGAAUUAUCGGAGAGUAAUAUGAGCACACAUGAAAUGAUGGAAAAAUUGAAAAUGAACGAAUGUAUAAAGAAUAAAGAAGCGCGCUAGCGUCUGCAAAGAAAUCCUAGACAUAAAGUUCACCCUCUUCCCAUCUAACUAGUGUAACAUCACAAUCCCCAUGGAGUUUCUUGUGCCAAUGGAAACGUUAUAAUUAAUCAUAAAAUUUAAAUUCGUGAGUAUAAUCAAACCGCCCUACAAAACUCGUCCUGUAGAUCGUCUACUCAAUAAUUUUAUCUAUUUCGGAAGAGAUCCGGAAGAAGAUUUUUUCGCUACGUGACGAUUAUUUCGUGAAAUCCUGCAGGAUUCGGUAGAAAAUUUGGAAGAUCAUUUCGGGAAAAUUUGAAGUAUGAUUUGGACCUUGUGGAGUAUGAUUUUUUUUUACACAUAUUCAAGUCGUCUCGGAGAUGAUAAUGUAACGAAGAAUAUGAGACGAGACGCAGGCAGUGCUCUCAUACUACGUCAUCGUAUAGAACCAUAGGGUGAAGUAUAUAGCUUUUGCAAAAAUGACAAGGACUCGCUGUAGCAUUAUUGUGUCUGAUUCUUAAGAUUCACUGAAUUGAAAUCCCGCAAGAAAAUUGCGAAGCGAAAAAAAUUUCAUAAGGAAAUAAAGUUACUGUACGCGUAUAACAACUGGAGGACUUUCUGUAGAAUUCUAUCGGAAAGAAAAAAUGAAUGAUAUAUAAUUACACCGAAAAAUUUCAAUUCACAUGAUCUCAACCCCGUUUUUUGUUGGAUCAUUUUUUUUUUUUUUCACCACAUAAAAAAUCUUUUGUUUCGUGUAUACGUGUAUAGGACGUACUCUCUCUGAUUCCUAGUUUAAUAAAUGACGGCAUUUCCACCCCUUUUUUACCCCAAAAUUUCCUAAAUUAGCGUAAUUUGACGGAAGGAUGACUGAAUCAAGGGGUGUUUUGUGUCUUGUUAGGUUGGGUAUGAACUGCAGCAGCGUCCUUAAUUGGUUUGGACCCGCAUUGUAAGCGACAAUGCGGAAUCCUUUCAUUGAUUGAUGGUUGUUAACGUGUACCAAAAUACGUUGACGUGAAAUUGCACAAAAUCCAUCCUCAUUACACGAAAAACAAUUUUCGCAUUUCACGUUCUUAGUCCUCGAGCUUUUUGUCGAUAUUUUUUCCCCAAAAAACCUAUUGCGAAAAAAUUAAAAAAAAAAUCAACUCAAUUUCUAGAUACGCGUGCUUUGAAAUUCUCUCAAAACUGGACCCUAUAUCUCCAAAUUUUCAACCCUUCCAAGACUUCCCCCCUCGUAUGAAAGGUCAGCAAACGUUUGAAUCCGGAAGAAUUUUUGUUGAAGUGGUCUAACAUAGGCAUACAUAUUUCAGCGACUACCCUUAUGCAGUAGAUUAGGGUAACUACUGCGCGUAGUUAGUCAUCUGCUUUACAACCGCGAAUACAACGGUUUUGGUAUCACGUAGAAAACUCACCCCCUAGAAGCUGUGUAGGUAGGGUACGACAUCAGCCGUUAUAUAUCGAAGGGCGCGCGUUUACGCCUGCGCUGAUUCGAAGGGGGAUGAAAAUCAUGAGGGAGAAAUAGCUUGGAUGCGGAGGAAAGUGAGGGAAGAGAGGACGUCGGGACAGUAGGACGUCGGGCGUCGACCGGUAGUCGAACCAUCCGCUUCGGCCCGGUAGCCGCAGUCGUUCUAUUCGACUCCGAAAAAUAUCGUGGAGUUUCAGUUGUUUUGAUUUUCAUUCCUUUCAUUUUGCACUUCUCAAACUUCUUGAAUUUUUAUCAAAAAAAAUUCAUCGAUCGUUUAUGCAUCGCUGCAACCGAAUAAUAGCUCAUUUCAAUCAUUGGACAUUUUACACUGCCAAAACUUUUUUCUCUCCUCUUUUCUACCCCGCAAACAACUUCGAACGCCACGAUGAAAAAAUGAAUGAAACCAUCCAAAUAUUCUUUGAAUGUUGAUAAAAAAAAAAAUAUUCACUCAUUCGCUAUCAGAAGUUCCAUUGUUCGAGUGAUUUUAUUUACCCACAGUUUGAUGCAAGUUUUCGGGAUAAAUUAUAUCUACGGAAACUGUGCACAGGUGACUGGUCGUAUGACACGUGUAAAAACUGAAUGUGUAAACCGAUUACGAGCUAACUAGGUAUGUUGUAAAGAAAAAAGAAAAAAACAAAAAACUUUCUUCAAGUUGUGAGUAUUUUUUAUGUGAGUGAUGUAAAAAAAAUUUGAACACUGUACCGAGUAGAUAAUUCGACAAACAAAUCACUGCCAGCUAAUGUAAUAUGAAUAAUGGAAAAAUAAAUUAAAAAAAAAAGAAAGAAGAAAAAUAAGCAAAUACAAAUGCAGAGAUAAAACACGUACGUUCACGAAACAGAAUAUAAUUCCUUAUGAUAAAUUUUGCGACAUCUCUUGCGCUGUUUAAAAAUUUUCAACACCCUCUCUGCAGCGUUAGUCGGCAAAUUAUGAGAAGGACUCCUACAAUAAAGUGGAACUACAUGAAAUUAAGGCACUUGAAAUACGAGAUAUCGGAAACUGUGACUUCAGCCAAUGAAUAAAAUCCUUGAAAGUUUGAACGAAAGAGAGAAACAAAAAAAGAGAACUUUUCCGGAGUUAUUUUAUACGUUGAUUAAAAGUAAUUCUGUAUUCCGGAAUAUUUGUCAUUUCUAUCCUACGGACAUAACAAUAAAUAAAAUAAUUAAAAAGAACAAAAUAAAAAUUUAUUGAUUAAAGGGGAAAUUUCGGAAUUUAAUGGGUUCGCGUUCUUUACGCGUUCAAAAUAAAAAUAUCAGAUUUUUUUGCGCAAAGUAAUUGAAGCCACGGAUAUUUAUGCAAUUUUUACUUGAAUAUACGUUGCGCAUUACAGCCAGAGUUGUAUCUAGGUAGCGCAGAAAGUAUAAUAUGAUUUGCAUAGAUGCAAAUUUAAUUGUUGCAGUAUUUGAAAAAAAGUUUUACAUAAUUCAUGUGUUUUUCCAUUAUUCAUUAUAAUGAGCAAUUUUCCAAGAGUCAUUUAACGCCGUCUUCUGACUUAUAUUGAAAAUAAAUAAAAAAUUUUCGGCAAAUGAUAAAAUACAAAAUAUAAUCAAAGUAAUCCAACCAUAACCGUGUGUGUACAAUCGCAGGCGACUUGUUCGGGAAUAAUUGAUGAUAAAAUUUCACGACGAUUUUCCUCGAUGAAACGUCAUGUUAUGAAUUAACAAAAAAUGUGUACACAGCGAGUGGAAUGAAAUGAAAAUAAAACAAAUCAAAUCAAAUUAAAUUUGACUCAAUUAACAAAAAUUUCAUGAAAAAACAAAAAAUCAAAUAAAUAAAAAUGUAUUCCUUGUAACCGGUCAUUCCACAUACCACGUACUGCAAAGAAUCAGGUGAAUUUUGCAACGUCAAUUAUUAAAAUGUUAUACGAAAUUUUAUCGCUCAAAUGAAUAAUCAUUCGUCACAAAUUGAACGCAGUGUUUAAACGUGAUCCGAUUUUGGUUCUAUCAGUUCCGUGUCUUCUUUUUUUUCAAUUCGUCUUGUCACAAACGUCGAUAUAUUGUGACGAAGAAAAGUUCCAACUAAGAGGACAAGAAAAAACUGAUAACAAUAAAUUGUAACGCGAAGAAAAUCAUCCCCUUUCAAUUGGGGAUGACCCAAACGGAGAAAAUUUCGUAAUGUCUUGCUGCUGUUGCGGAGGGUCAGGUGGGAAUGGUGGAGGUUUAGGAAUAACUUCCGGAAUAUCGGCGUUACUGUCACUCAUUGUUAUAACGAUUGCGAUAACAACCGGAGAGUGGUUACUCACCGAAGAAAGAUUACCAAAAUCACCAUCCAGUAACGUGACGGCUGAACCAGACAGUAAAGUUACUUACAGCGGACUUUGGAGGGUCUGCGCAACACUCGCUUCGCAGAUGGAGUACGAAUGCUUUAAUAUAGACUAUUUUCCGAAUGAAGAGUACAGCCCGGAUCCAAACGAUUCUACAAUGGCCAUACCAUAUGCGGUUACCAAGUCAACGAUGUUUUUUCUGGCCGCAACGUUGCUCCUAGUUGCAGCGGAAGUCUGCUAUUUCGCUGCGCAUAUCUCCCACCCGAAACACCGAUUAUGCGUUUUUAUUGCCGGUGUGGUUUUCAUAGUCUCCGGCCUACUGAUGCUCGUCGGUAUGGUGAUGUACAUAUCCGUAUUCAAGGCAGAAGUUGGAAGUAAAUUGAGAACCAGAUCGUCCUUUCAGGGUCCUCAAUUUACCUACAGAUACGGUUUUUCCUUUCUCCUCUACGUGAGCGGUUUUAUCACAACCGAAGUGGCUGGUACGUCGGCAAUAUUUCUGUACAUAUCCUGGCACCAGGAGGAAUGGAUCCGGAAGGAUUCGAGGCGCAAAAACUAUGGGGGUGUAUAUCACUUGGAAAAUCACGUGCAUCAUCAAAACCACGUGAAUCAUCAUCAUCAUCAUAACCACGGAAGUUUCCUGUGCGAGAGGCACCAGAAACGUUACUUCUUCGGUAGAGAUUCCGUAGACGUUGAUUUCGACGAAUUUCUACCACCACCGCCGAGCUUGGAUUACAUAGAAUAUCCGAGACAGUUCCCUCGGGAUCUCACCGCGCAAACGGUCAGCACUACCGCGGACGUGCUUCAGGGGGAAUACAGUCCUAAUGCUCAUCACGAGUUUGUGACCUUUGACCUCGAGGGACCUCUACCACCCCCACCCCCUUUAAGGGGAAGCGAAUGGGCGCUGGAUACGCUCAGACGAACCACCCCCGUCUGAUACAGCGUCAGGUAUACGAAACUGGUACACGAAUUACAAUCGGACGACGGGGAGGGCGAUACGGAUGAAAUAGACGGAGAUAAAGACGAAGAUGAUGAAAGCGAUGACGAAUUGAGCGACGAAGUUCAUGACGAAGUAGAAACUUCAAAGGACACUGAUCGUAUACUGAAAUAGAUCAGAUGGAUGGUCCGACAAUUGUGUGAAUUGUGUGAAAAGUAUCAGACAUCAUUCUGAGUAAAACGAAAAUGGUAAAAAAAAUUGAUAAUUGAAAAAUAUUCUGCCGUCAAGUCGAUAGAAAAGAAAUGUCUGUGUACAUGAAUGUAUUAUAAAUAUUUGAAAAGAGAAGUUUGAAGUAUUUUGACAUUUUAGUAAACUAAUCGUGAGAUUUCAAAUAUUGAAAAUCCUGGUACAGGAAUAUCGUGAAACAUGGCUUGACGAAGUUCUACUCGAACGUCCACAUUGGAUUGAAUUUUGUAAAGGAAUGGUUGAACGAUCGUAUUGGUUGAUAUUGAAUUUAAAUAGACUAAAAAAUGAAUGAAAAGCAAAACGAAGAAUGACUAGAAAUGUAUCUCAAUCACCUCGAUGAAUUAUAUACUCAAAAAGACAAAAAUGAAAACUGACAAUGAGUAUCUAAUGUAAGCGCAAUUUCUAAAAGUGAUAUGUCAAUAAUUAUAUUUGUAAAUUUGAAGCGGAUUCAUCUACGUCCGCAGGAUGAUUGAAUGUGAGUUAUUAUACCUAUACGCGAAUAGACUUGACAAAAUAUCUGAUAAAUAUAAAUAUAACUAACAAAUAAAUAACUAUUAAAUAAAUAAUAUCUCAAUAAAAUUUGAUCAUUAACAACUAAACAUUUAUAUUACGUAUAAUAUAAAUAUUAUAAAACGCACAUGAAUAAUUUUAAUGACCCGUGCCAAUAAUCGAUAAUUAUGUAUUGAAAAUAUAUAGAUAAUAUGAAAAAAUAUUGUAUCUAUGAUAAACGUUGAAUACCCACCGAUUAAGAAAUGAAAUAAAUGUUGUUGCAUCAAAAAUGAAAUCACCAUUUGCACUCGUUACAGAAACUUUUCAAAGAUUUGAUGCAUCGUUUACGCCGCAACUACGAAUUGAAUUCACAAUUUUUUCGCCACGAAUGACUUACGUGUCCUGCUCAAUAUUUUACGGCAAAGUAUCAAUAACAUCGUUAUGAUAAUUGUAUUUUCAAAUUGUUUUGGAUGUUGAUUGUUAAGAUUAAUUUUUUAUCACAUUGUUAACGAACAAUUCU
This is a messenger RNA of Athalia rosae (coleseed sawfly), 8602 nucleotides long. RefSeq names its product voltage-dependent calcium channel gamma-5 subunit (gene Stg-1). Gene Ontology annotation, cellular component: postsynaptic density membrane; AMPA glutamate receptor complex. The record is from RefSeq and is a predicted model, not a curated record. The transcript has 9 exons. The coding region runs from base 6265 to 7347 and encodes 360 amino acids. Gene Ontology annotation, molecular function: channel regulator activity; voltage-gated calcium channel activity. NCBI's taxonomy places the organism in Eukaryota, Metazoa, Arthropoda, Insecta, Hymenoptera, Athaliidae. Gene Ontology annotation, biological process: transmission of nerve impulse; neurotransmitter receptor transport, postsynaptic endosome to lysosome; regulation of AMPA receptor activity.